AUAUAUGACUUGAUAAGGUAGCAAAAUGAUAAUAUAUCGGUGGCCUACCUAUAUCAGAAAGUAAUAAAGAUUAAUAGUGCACCUCACCUACAACUGACUAUUGAAUAAUUCCAUAGUAUUCCGCUCAAUAGCGUACAGCCGAACCCGUAACUUCGCUAUUUUCAAUAAAUCGUGUUAAAUUGGUUGUCGCAUUGUAUGUGAUACAAGUUAACUACAGUUCUCAAAACGUUUUCACUUUCAUUUCAUUGCAUCUAUUAUUGUUAUUAUUAUUGUACAAUUGUUCACCUUGAAUCGUCGUUAAGAAUCCAAAGUUUAUAGGAUUUAGUAAAAUGGAAGUCUGCCCCGACGAAAAUGCAAGCAGUACGGUUGCCAGUGAAGAUUUAUCAUGGGCCUUACAGAUCGGUGAUCUUGACACGGUUAAGGAACAAUUACAAAGACUUGCCAGAAAAAAUGGGGGUUGGGAUAUAAACAAUGUUUCAAAUGGGAGAACAAUGUUACAUAAAGCAUGUGAUUAUGGUCAUUUAGAUAUUGUUGAAUAUUUAAUUCAAAAUGGUGCUGAUAUAAAUAAGAAAGAUAAUUUUGGUAUUACUCCAUUACUAUGUGCUCUGUGGGAAAAUCAUCUUAGAGUAGCCAAAUAUUUAAUUGAUAAAGGUGCAACAACAACUUUAUUAACUCCACAAGGAUUAAAGUAUUAUGAAUGUAUUGAAGAUUCUGAAAUGAUAAAUUUGUUGAAACGACUUGAAACUCAGUAGUUAUUUUUUACCUCAAUUCAACAUCUAAUGCAUAAUUUAUUAAAAUAUAUACAUACCUUUUUAAUGUUAUUCACCUAUUAUUGAGAAAAAAAAACAAUAAA
Molecule: messenger RNA, 853 nt
Organism: Sipha flava (yellow sugarcane aphid)
Lineage: Eukaryota; Metazoa; Arthropoda; Insecta; Hemiptera; Aphididae
Product: myotrophin-like
Exons: 4
Coding region: 330-752 (140 amino acids)
Molecular function (GO): protein binding
Source: RefSeq, a predicted model, not a curated record